Aspergillus heteromorphus CBS 117.55 is the source of this 573-nucleotide messenger RNA. RefSeq names its product Mpv17/PMP22 family protein. Lineage: Eukaryota; Fungi; Ascomycota; Eurotiomycetes; Eurotiales; Aspergillaceae. Bases 1 to 573 code for a protein of 190 amino acids. Gene Ontology annotation, cellular component: membrane; cytoplasm. The transcript is spliced from 3 exons. The record is from RefSeq and is a predicted model, not a curated record.
AUGGCUCUUCCUGCGAUAGCCAGGGCGACCUUGCAAGCUGCGCUCAUCAAUGCCGGCUCUAAUGUUCUGGCCCAGGCAAUCGGGGCGCACAGAGACGAGAGGCCCUUUGAGCUAGACACCCAAGCACUAUUCCACUUCACGACAUGCGCGUUCAUUGUCUCGCCCUUGACGUUUCUCUGGCUCGAGGGACUAGAGUCAAAAUUUCCCGGCUAUGAUAGCCCCAAUCCUAGCAAGGCAGAGAAAAGAGGCCAACAGCAGCAGCAGCAGCAGCAGCAGAAGCCCAAGCUUAAUGUGACAAACACCGUCGCGAAGAUAGUCAUUGACCAGCUGAUCGGAGGUGCCUGGAACACGGCCCUCUUUAUCAUGACCAUGGGGUUGCUGCGUGGCCAGGAGUGGGACUUGAUCGUGCAGCAGAUCCAGAAGGAUUUCUGGCCCAUCAUGAUCGCAGGGUUCAAGCUGUGGCCGUUUGUCUCGAUCCUUAACUUCACGAUCGUGCCCACGGAUAAGAGGCUGCUGGUGGGCAGUCUGUUUGGUGUGCUCUGGGCUAUUUAUCUCAGUCUUAUGUCUGGUUGA